AUGGACGACGAAAUUGAAUCUAUCCUCCACAUUGCCCGAGAAGUAUCAGGUCUGACUUACAAAGUCGUGUUUGAAGGCUUUCCUGACGACGAUUUAGUAUACAAGAUCCCACCUCUGUCGACCAAUGCAGGCCAUAGAGCAGGGGAAUGGGGAGAUCUUGCUCAACCCUUGUGGAAGGGCCGACUUCGCAUUAUCGAAACAUCGAAGGGCGUGAACCUCGUAUUUGAGGACUCUCAGACAGGGGAAUUAUUUGCCAAAACACCCUAUGACCCUGACAGGCCAUCGGUUGAAGCAGUACUCGACUCUUCUCGAUACUUCGUGGUACGUGUCGAGGAUGCUGGACGGAAGGCGUACAUCGGCAUGGGCUUUGUGGAGAGAACAGACAGUUUCGAUUUCAAUGUGGCACUGCAGGACUAUAGCAAGAGAUACAAAGCUGCACGAAAUGCGGCGUUGGAGCCAGAAAAUCCUGAUCCUCAAGCACCAGCUGCCCCGAAGAAAGAUUAUACCCUCAAGGAAGGCCAGACCUUCUCUAUCAGCAUUCCCGGUCGUAGCAAACCAGCCGAUUCUUCGAGUCUCUUCGAAUCAAACUCGACCGGCGGUAUCUCGACCAACAGUUCUGGUGGCGCUUUCCCCCUUCUACCUCCCCCUCCGAGUGCGAACAAGAGACGAUGA
Molecule: messenger RNA, 672 nt
Organism: Coprinopsis cinerea okayama7#130
Lineage: Eukaryota; Fungi; Basidiomycota; Agaricomycetes; Agaricales; Psathyrellaceae
Product: adaptin ear-binding coat-associated protein 1
Exons: 5
Coding region: 1-672 (223 amino acids)
Biological process (GO): endocytosis
Cellular component (GO): clathrin vesicle coat; membrane
Source: RefSeq, a predicted model, not a curated record